AUUUUACCGAGCGAGGCUUGGUUACCUGGUAAUGUAUUAUAGGCUACCCCCAAGUAGGCCUAUUAGAUAAUUGUUUGAAGAACCGUACGUGGGGCGCCUGGGGUGCCUUGUCACACGAGUGACUAAUUUCUAACAAGAUAGACUAUGACCCACAUAUUUCGACUCAGUUUCUAAAAAUAAAAAAACGCAGUCAGUCUACUAUUGACCCCUCUACCUCACAGAACCAACGAAAUAGGCCAAAGUACUCACUUCCUUGCGCAUUCAGCCGUGGCACUAGUAUGCUGACCUACCUGUACUGGCAGCCGUGACUCAAGCGUGAUUCAUGUAACACAUUACGUGAAAAUAGCCACGGUUCGUAUGACUUCAUAUAAAACUUGAAAUCUUUGCACGGAACACCAGUCACCAUUUCUUUCUAGAUUUGUAUUUUUUUGGCCUCUACGGUCGCUAUGAAAGAAUGGAAUCCUUUAAAGUCUCAAGCAGGAUUCUGAAGAAGACCUUAACAAGAGCCUUGUCCACUACACCAGACUUCCAGCCCAAACCAUUUGAAGCCAUUCCGGGUCCUAAAGGAUGCUACCAGUGGCCAGUCGUUGGAACUCUUCUUUUGUUCAAACCUUUCUCGAAUUACACACCAGAGACAUUCCACAAACUACUGGACGACAUGUUUGAUAAGUAUGGCCCAAUCAUCAAACUGCGCCUGGGGGCCCCGCACGUGAUCGUCUCAGACCCCGAAGAUUUCCAGACGGUCUUCAGGAAUGAAGGGAAGUUUCCAGUGCGCACUCCCAUCUCUCUGAUCACAGCCCUCAGCAAGAGAACUGGACUCAAAGACUCCAUGCCGAAUUUGAAAGGUCAGGAAUGGCACACGCUUCGAUCACCUCUCAAUCGACAUCUUCUGAAGGCGGACUCAGCACUGCACUACUUAGAACAACAGAACCAAGUGGCGGAGGAGUUUGCUAAGAUUUUGGCGGAGCAAAACAUGAAUCCUGAGGAUUUGGCGGAACUAUUUUUUCGUUUCGCAGCAGAAAGUAUCGCUUUGGUCACAUUCAACAGGAGGCUAGGCUUCUUCAGUCUGGAUAUUGACGAUGAAUCCAAACAGUUCCUCCAGGCCAGUCGAGACGGUAUCAAACUGAUUUACUAUUCACAAAGUGGCAAGUCUAUCGCUCACACAUGGUACAGAAACCAAACCUACAGAGAGUAUGAAAAGGUAGCUCUUAUAACAAGGAGAUUUGCCUGGAAACAUCUGGAGAUUGCCAGAGAGGAAAACAGAAGGAGAGAAAAAGAAGGGACUUUAAACACAGAGGAACCGAACCUCCUCCUGUCGUUAACCAAGGAGAGUUCGCUAUCUGAUGACGACAUUAGCAACAUAAUGUCCAGCCUGUACAGUGCCGCCACGGACUCUACGGCGAAAAAUCUUCAAGUUUUAUUUUACAACUUGGCCAAAAACCCGGACAAGCAGGAAGCGUUAAGAAAGGAGAUACACUCUGUGCUCGGAGCUAGUGGUCCACUGACAGCUGCAGCACUUUCACAGAUGUCCUAUUUGAAAGCUUGUGUUAAAGAGUCUUUUAGACUUAACUAUCCAGUCGUGAGCGGACCAAUGAGAAUUUUAUCCACGGAUGUUAUUUUAAGUAACUAUACUGUCCCUGCAGGGACAACCAUCAUGAUGGCCAACUCUCGAGCCGUCAAGACUCACUUCGAAGAGACGGACCAAUUCAUGCCUGAAAGAUGGCUCAGGACCAGUGAAUCGAGGAAACAUGACGUCACAAGUCACUUUGUCGCUCUCCCCUUCGGUCACGGGCCAAGAAAUUGUAUAGGGCGACGUUUUGCUGAGCAGGAAAUUUAUCUGGCAGCUUCUAAGGUAAUUCAAAAUCUGAAGAUCGAUCUUGAUAAAGAAUCCUGGGACACCAGCUUUAUUUAUAAACUCUUUAUUGAACCUGAGAAACCUCUGAGAUUCAGGUUCACAAAGAUCAACUCAAGCUAGUCCACAACCUACGUCCACUCAAAAAAAAAAAAGAAAGGUUACAUAUGAAAAUGUAAUGAGCAAAACAAAUAGUGGAUCUGUGAAUAUCUCUAGAAAUCCCUCUUGAAAAGCCAAAAUGUACAAACAAAAAUCCAGAUGUUAUAGAGACAGAAACUGGGAAGCGCAGAUAUUUUACAAUAUGCCAACAAAAAUUCAGGUUUCUUUUAUCUGAAAGUUACAUUUGAAUUGCCGCGGAGUUUCUCGAUUUCACUAUUUUGGAACAUUCUAGGCCAUAGUUAUCUCUUGUUUUAAUUCUAUUUUGAUUCUUUUUUGUUUGUAUAGAUUUCGUUUUUUUUUCUUUUAGAAUGUUUAUUUUCUCCUAAACAAUGUUUCUUUUAUGAAAUUAGUAAAAUAUAUUUUAAAGCCUAAGUCAUUA
Biomphalaria glabrata is the source of this 2390-nucleotide messenger RNA. Its product is annotated as cytochrome P450 CYP12A2-like. The coding region runs from base 455 to 1975 and encodes 506 amino acids. The transcript is spliced from 10 exons. The record is from RefSeq and is a predicted model, not a curated record. Gene Ontology annotation, molecular function: oxidoreductase activity, acting on paired donors, with incorporation or reduction of molecular oxygen; iron ion binding; heme binding. NCBI's taxonomy places the organism in Eukaryota, Metazoa, Mollusca, Gastropoda, Planorbidae.